Heterobasidion irregulare TC 32-1 is the source of this 1041-nucleotide messenger RNA. RefSeq lists its product as uncharacterized. The transcript has a single exon. NCBI's taxonomy places the organism in Eukaryota, Fungi, Basidiomycota, Agaricomycetes, Russulales, Bondarzewiaceae. Bases 1 to 1041 code for a protein of 346 amino acids. The record is from RefSeq and is a predicted model, not a curated record.
AUGAAAGACACCCUGGAGAUCCAAUUGCAGGAUGAGAAGAGGAAGGUCGACGAAGUGAUCCUGCGCGAGCGCAAGAAGGCGCAUUUGCAAUGGGAGUCCCUCAGAAGUGCGGCCAAGGAGACAAUCCUCGAGAUCGAAACCGAAAGCAAAGCUAAGCUCGCAGAUGAGGACAAGAGGAUCGUUGAGGUGAAGAGGCAAGCCACGCGGAAGUUAUCGAGGGCGAAGGAACAGAUGGACGAAGAACUGAGGCAGCUGAAGAGUAAGCACGAGCGGGAGUGGGAUGAACUGACGAGAGUGGAGAUGGGCAAUGUCUUGGAAGAGGAAAGGCAGGCGACGGCGAAGAGGAUAAGCGUGGAGGAGAUGGCAGAGGAGAAGAGAAAGGACGUCAAGGCAAAGCUGAAGGCGGAUAACGAGGAGCUCUACGAUCAGCUUGGGGAGGUAGUCGUCAGCGCACGACUCGAUGGGCGAGAACGAAUGACCAAAGCAGCGAAGAAGUGGUUUGAAGACAAGAGCAGGAGGGAGAUAGAUCUGAUACUGGCUCAGCAGAAAGAGGCGGAGGCGUCCAGGCGGCAUAGGGAACGGGAUCGACGAGCAAAAAGCGAGAGAGAUGAGAGCAAGCGACGGGCUGCAGAGGAGAGGCGGAAAGGAUAUGCUAAAGAGCGUAUCGUCAAGGCCUGGGCUAAGUACGAGCCCUACUGGGGCAAGGUCAAGGGACGUCAAGGGCCGCUAAAGACCCCAAACCACGCAUUCGACAUUCAGGCCAAUGGUAUUCAGGGACGCAUUCCAUCCUCGAACGACUCCCCGCGCGUUUCUGUGGAGGAAAAGCUCAUCUCAGAGCUUAGGCGGUGGGAUGAAGACGCGUUCGCCGAUAUUCUUUCUAGAGCGACUGAAGCGGACAAGACGGAGGUGGAGCUCGGGGCCAAUCUCGUGAGGGCGUAUUGGGAAGAGCUGCUGGAACAGAGCGAGGGGGAGCCAAGUAUAAGUGCGAGCACGAGAAGUUCGUCCAGCUCCCGGUCGCUGCACACUAGAUACCUAUACUGA